Messenger RNA from Hermetia illucens (black soldier fly), 1963 nucleotides. RefSeq lists its product as uncharacterized. Gene Ontology annotation, biological process: microtubule nucleation; mitotic cell cycle. NCBI's taxonomy places the organism in Eukaryota, Metazoa, Arthropoda, Insecta, Diptera, Stratiomyidae. Gene Ontology annotation, molecular function: gamma-tubulin binding. Bases 53 to 1891 code for a protein of 612 amino acids. The transcript is spliced from 4 exons. The record is from RefSeq and is a predicted model, not a curated record. Gene Ontology annotation, cellular component: spindle pole; centriole; pericentriolar material.
UUGAAUUUGAGUUGGAGAGGUAUUAGGCGGCAGAUACAUUUGCUUUGCCAAAAUGGAACUGAUUUCCUCUGCAAAAUCAACCCAACUCAUAUCCUUUGAAAAGUUGAAGACAAAAUAUAGUUAUCACCAUGCGGAAAAUAGUUCGCGGGAUUUUACUUUCCUCGGUAAACAGAAACUUUUCGUUGAAGCUAAUCGCACAUCGGGUUUUGAAAUGUUGCGGCUUAAACAGUUGGGAAAGAAAGGGAAUGAGAUUCAGUUGGUCCGGAAGAUGCGUGUGGAAAACUUGAACUGCCUCGGGUGUCCAAAGCAAGCGGUGGAUUUUGUCGCCUUGGGGUUGUCAAGUGGCCAGGUUGGACUUGUGAACUAUCGGAACAGCGAGUAUAUAGCGAAAUUUCCCGCAGAUGGACCCAGCAACGGAGUCAUAUUCUUGGACUUGAAUGCAUCGGAUGAAUAUUUAUCAACUGUGUAUGAGAAUGGUUUGAUCAACAUAUAUGGAUUGAAAACGAAGACAAAAUUGGAAUCACUAAAACUGGAUAAGAAUUCAACGCUAGCGAGAUUCCACCCAACAAAGCGGUUUCAUCUUUCAGUGGCUUCGUACACCGGCUCUGUGUACAUCUACGAUAUGCAAUCAAAGCGGAGAAUUUUCAGGACGACUGAUUCUCACGGGGCACCUUGUCGUGACCUUUGUACAUCUCCUUCAAAUCCCGACAUCCUUUUAAGUGUUGGCUAUGAUUGCAUUCUCAAUAUUUUCGAUAUACGCCGGAAAUUAUCUCCACAACAAAUCCGAAGUAACCACCCGCUGUCGUCAGUGUGCAUUUCAGAAUGCGGAAAAUAUUGUGUGACAGGAAAUUUGAAGGGGGAACUGAUAUCAUAUGAUUUGAGAAAUUUGAAGGAAUGUUUGGAGUGUAGUCUAGUGCAUGAUAGUGCGGUGGUUAGAGUUGGAUUUGUACCUUCAGAAGAGGCAACGGUAGAUGUGAGUAAUUUGGAGGCAGCUGAAAACAUUCUUACAGAAACACAAAACUUACCGAUUGAGGAAGCUAGCAAUGACAAACAAAGGAGAGAUUCUUUUCUGGACUUUAUCAAUUGUCAAUCAUUUAGAGCGCGGGAAUCGCUCGGAAGAAGAGACAGCUUCAAUUUACAGUGCUUAGACCGGAAGAACUACGACUUUGAUCCAAGAAUUAGUGUAGAUGGAAGAUCGAGUUUAGAUGCAAGGAUUAGUAUGGACCUAAAAUCCAUUAACGACAUGCUUCCUGAUGUGGCAGAUGGAGGAAUGCAUAACACAGUUGGCGGGAAGUUGAAAAUUCGACGUAGCUCUCUGGAUUGCUUACUGUCUGAGAAGAGGAUCAAGGAGAAAAUGAGAGAUGAUCUUAUAGAAGAAGAAGACGAAGUUUUCGAAGAACAAAAAAGUCUAGAUGAAAAGAAGUUGGAAGAGAGUUUAGGAGACAAUGGAGUUGAUAAAGAAAAUAUUUUGAAUAUAUCGCGAAAGGACAUCAAUUUCUUGAUAAAGUUACCAGAUGAUAAAAAUAGCACUCCCAAUGCUGCAACAAAGCGUUGCAGCUUGGACAAAGAUAAGGUUGUCCAAGAAAAUGCGAUGGUGAGCAGUGCAGAACUGAGAACAGUCCUAGAUGAGAUUAAGAGCUUGAGAGAGGAAAUGAACAAUAGACUGAAAAUGUUAGAAUUUGAAGUAAUUUUUCAUGCGGACAAAAACAAAAGUGAUUGCUUCAUGCAAAACUUUAAUCUGUGGAAGAGUCAAAUGAACGUCACUGAGGAUAUACGAUCGUUACUACUCAGCUUGGUGCAUGCCGACCCCUUCGUGACAGAGUUUAUGAAACUUCAAGAAGAGAACGAUCGGUUGAAAGAGACGAUUAACAAUCUUCGUAAACUUAGGUAGUGGAGAUUUAAUUUAUUCAUAUGUUAUUAUUUCAAUAUUGUAAUUGUAAAUAUAGUAUUUCAUACAAUCGAC